CCAGGUGCACUAAUAUACAAUUAACUUAUAUGGGUAUUUGUUUUUAAUCUAGAUGGUGCAACAAGACAACCAAUUUCUAAUUCAGUAGAAAUAUAUAAAUAACCAAUUUAUAUAUUUCUAUGACUGAUAAAAUACGAAACCAGAGAUUCGACACUACCAGUGUGAAGUCGUGACUCUGCGAUGAAAUGGGAGGACUUGCCAGACAUUGUACUAGAGCAGAUAUACCAAAUGCUAGACAUCACACAUCGUUAUAAUGCUUCUAUGGUCUGCAGACACUGGCAUGAAGCAUUCUAUGCACCGAGAAUUUGGGAGACUUUUAUCUUUAAGGAGAACAUGCUUCAGAGGAAAAAGUUCAUGCCAUAUGGGAGUUGGCAGUAUCAAUUCAAUCCGUACCUAGCUCAGACUGUGUUACGGAAAGUCGCACACCACUGGAAACGACUAGUCAUUGAGCCGAUGACUAGCUUCUACAACCUGCAUGAGUUCCUCACUGUCGUCUCUGCCUACAUUGAUCUGUGCCUUCAGAAUGGCGAGGAGUUCCCAUUGCCACGACUGAAAUGCUUCAAGUUCCGUUUUGCCUGCCAGCAGCACCUUGGUGGCAAUCGCGGCAAGUUUGUCAUCGGGACAGGCGGCAAGAUCCUGAGGACCUUACAGGAGCUGAUGCAGCGACUCAGAGGUCUGCAAGAGCUGCAGCUCACGCACCUGCUCCUUGAAAUGCACGAGGCUCUACAGCUGCUAGACGACACGCUCGCGAACAGUGGCGACACCUUGCGGACGCUGCGCGUCAUCGACUGCGCGAAGGUGCCGCACCCGUUCCUGCACGUCGGCCUCUUCUUCAACCUGCGCAAGCUGAUCAUCUCGCCGAACCACGUCGACGAGGACGUCGUGCACCUGCUGGGGUUCACGCGCGUGCGUCUCGUCGUGCUCUACCAGGACGCGUACACGUGCCGGUGCCGCGCGGCGCCGGGUCACGCGUGGCGGGACAUGCGCGCGAGGGCGCCGGCGGUGCGGAUCGAACUCGUGCUGACCGGUGCGACACGCUCCGACAUGCUGCUCCAGGAGGGGGCGCCGGUGCGGUCCAUUCUGUACGACACGAAAUACUCGGUGAUGAAGCUCAACACGCUGAUGUUCAUAGUGGAUAACUAUGCAAGCACGUUGGAGGUGUUCGCACACCAGCAGAUUCCGCGCGUUCACCGGCCGAAGUCGUUUCAAGAUCGGCCCGACUCCAACCUGUUGUCGCUGGUGCGGACAUGCGUGCGACUUCAUACCCUGGUCAUCAGAGAGCGAGUGUCCACGUGUACCCUGCUAAUCAUCGCCGUGUUCGCCGAACGCUUACAGCAUUUCUUCGUGCGGCGCAAUGCUGUCAUUCUGCGUUGUGAUUGGCCUUCUGGCCCUAUGCUGACAGAAUGCUAUGCAUGGUUGAAGGAAACGUCUAGAUCGUAUGAAUUAGUAGAACAAGAAGUGUCAAAAAAACUCAAUAAACCUUGGAAGCUGUUGAGUGAUCCUGAAUUUAAGCAGCUGAGUUUAAUUACAAUAUAAAUUAUUGUUGUUUUUGCUGGAUUUUACAAUUAUUUAAUGAUUGAACAAAGACUGGGCAAAAAAUAAUGAUUGUGAUUAUUGUAAAAUACUAUGCUUGUGAUGCCAUCAUAUAUAUCCUAAAAGUUCAGUGACAGAGUUCAACUAUUUGGUACUCAGAGAAGUAGGCGGUUGCAAGCCCGUUAUUGAAGAAGUAUACUGUGAGUGAAAGCCUAUGUUACAAGGCUCUCUGUGGGUUAGCAGUGCAUCUCUCAUGUAAUUCAGUUCUAUGUAGUAUUUGAAACUAUUCCGAAGUAGUCUUGGGUUACAAACUCUGAGAUCAAACCAUUAGUUCCUAUGCGCUUGUUGUGAUAAUACUGUGGUAUCAAGAGUUGAUCAACAUUUUAUCUCCUCUUGAUGCUUUUCUGCUGAUUCUAUGACAGUUUUAUGGUUAUGCUAUUGGUGGUAUUAUACCAUGUGAUUUCUUAAUCUUAGUGUUUAUUAUGAAUACUUUUUGUGAGCUUGUUAAUUUAGUAUUGCUUUUUGUAUAUAUUUUUGUGUAUUUUUAAUCUACGGGCAUCAUGGUAUAUAUAUUUGUUGAGAUUAUUGAUGAUUUUCCCAAAACCAGGUGUCGCUAAUAUACUACUCUAGUCUUGUGUUCAAAAGACAAGUUUAUUUGAGGAUUCUAAACUAUUGUUGACAGUAAAAUUAUAAUAUGUUAUCAUCUCGGAUAGUUUAUUUGUAGGAUGGCAGGAUUUCUUAUGGCUAUAUUAGCAUUGUUCUAAUCUUCAUAGUUUAUUUGAGCUAUUUGUUAAAGCAUAUAUAUCUAUACUGUUAUUUCUUCUCAUCAUUUCUGUUAGUGUGUCAUAUACUGUCGUAUUUCUAGCACUGUUCAGUUCUUGUUUUGCGCGGUAUUUAAGCUGUUCAGCUAGGCUGCGGUUCGGCUCGUUUACAUUAUGUUUUAGUCAUGUGACUCGCGGGUUUCCUUGUCGCGGUAUAAAAGCGUCUGUUGUGCGUGGCGCGGGCCCUGUUGCUGCUUGAGCCGUAUUUAUACGUUCGCGUGCGCUCGCGCAUUUCUUCCACGAUGCACCAUACAUUGUAAGUGUUGUCUCUUGGAGUACAGCCUAAUUUCUUAUAAUUUGAAUCUGUUA
Priapulus caudatus is the source of this 2663-nucleotide messenger RNA. RefSeq lists its product as uncharacterized. The transcript is spliced from 4 exons. Gene Ontology annotation, molecular function: protein binding. The record is from RefSeq and is a predicted model, not a curated record. NCBI's taxonomy places the organism in Eukaryota, Metazoa, Priapulida, Priapulimorpha, Priapulimorphida, Priapulidae. Bases 181 to 1536 code for a protein of 451 amino acids.